AUUUUUUCUGAAAAAUGAACGAAGACUGGACAACUAAGAAAGUAGACAAAUAUGUUGUUGUUAAUAAAACAUUGGGAUAAGGUGCCUAUGGUACAGUGUAUAGAGGCUUUCUAUAAGAGGAUGAAACAAAGCAAGUGGCUGUAAAAACAAUAAAAAUUGCUGUAAUAACUUUAGGUUUAUUCAUUAGACCAUCUCAGACACACCAAAAAUGAUAGAAUUAAUAAAGAGAGAAAUUGCUAUACUAUAGAGGAUUAAUCAUCCUAAUAUAGUGAGAUUAUUUGAUGUAGCAAGAACAAAUAAUUACUUAUAUAUGUUUCUUGAAUAUUGUGCUGAUGGAGAUCUUAAAGAUUACAUGGCUAAAAAAGAGGAAAAACGUUUAAGUGAAGUAAUUUUUUAUGAUUAUUCUUUAGUUAGAAGCAGUAAUAUUUAUAAAACAUAUUGUGGAAGGAUUUAAAAGGUUGUACAAAUAAAAAAUCAUACAUCGGGAUAUAAAACCUGCAAAUAUUCUUCUUCAUUAAGGAGUAGCUAAAAUAACAGACUUUGGUUUUGCUAGAGUGAUGGAUACUGAAAUGAAUGGUAAUAGACAUUUUUAUUUUAUUAUUUUUUAGAUCCUGCAUAUUUAUCAAGAUUAGGUUCACCACUCUAUAUGGCACCUUAAAUUUUAGAGGGUUAACCAUUUUCAGCUAAAUGUGAUGUUUGGUCUGUUGGAGUAAUGUUUUAUGAACUUUUAUACGGUAGAACACCAUGGGCAGCAGAAACUGCAUUUUAAUUAUUAGAAAAUAUUAAAAAAUAAGUAUUUUUAAUAUUAAAUUUAGCCAUUAAAAUUCUUUCCUAAACCUGUUAGAUCAUAAAAAGUUAAAGAAUUAAUAACAUUAAUGUUAAGAGUUUAAGAAAAAGAUAGAAUUUCUUGGGAAGGAGUAUUUGAAGAUCCAACAAUUAAAAUUGAUGAAGAAAUUAUAAAAGAAAAUAUGAGAAAUAUAUUAAGAGAAAAAGGUAUUUCAUUAUUAUGAUAUAUACUUAUAUAGAUGAAGUAUCUAAAUCAAUAAGUUUGAAUAAACUUUAUAUUGAUUAAAAUCUAGUUGUAGGAUAUUUAGCUAAGAAUCCAAUUAAUACAUUAGAAAAUUCAAAUUAAUCUACUUUAGAUGCAUCAUCUGAAGCUAGAUCUUAAUCAGCCAAAUUUUCAAGUUAAUUUGAUCCUGAAUCCAAUGUUUAUUAAAUUUAUUAUUAUUAUAGGGUGAAAUUAUUAUGAGUAAUUACAAAAAUGAAAAAAAAAGAAGAGAUGCUAUGUUAAAAUAUAACAAUUACUUUUUGUUUGAAAGAAAUAUUGCAUUUUUCUUUAAUUUUGUUAUUUAGAAAGUUAUAAAAUUAUAAACUAUCUAAAUGCUACAAUUAACUAAUGAUAAUUAUUUUAGAUUGAUUUAUUUGAUAGCUAAAAAUUAGAUGGUUCAUUUAGAAAGAGUUAAUUAAUAAUUAAAUAGAAAAGAUCAUGAUAAAUUUGAUAAAGAAACUUGGGGAAGAUUUUUGGCAUCUUAAGUAUAUAUAUAUUAAUAUUUUAUUUAGGAAUAUUAAAAAUUAAUAUAACUUAUAUAAAUGGAUAUGAAACAUUCAUCUGAUUUCUUUUCUGAAAUAUCCAAGAAAUGUAAUCAAGUUCAAUAAGAAGAAUUAUAAAAUGGAAAAGCUUCAAGUUAAACCACAAGUUUAAUUAAAAAUUUCCUAUCUAUUCAUAAUAAUAACUUUGAAGCUAAUGACACUUUUCAUAUGUUAUAUAGAGAUGUAAUUGUUGAAAACUUAAAGAUUAUUAAAAAUUUAAAUAGCAAAGAAACUGAAGCUAGUUUGCUAAUACUUUAUUUGACGAUAUGUUAAAAUCCAUAUGAAGAAUUUAAAGAUAUCAAUUAUGAUUUCAAUACCUUCUAUGAAGAAACAGAAAAUUUAAAUCUUUAAGAAAUAUAAGAAAAACUUCAUAAGAAAGGAAUAAAAUGA
This is a messenger RNA of Paramecium sonneborni, 1980 nucleotides long. Lineage: Eukaryota; Ciliophora; Oligohymenophorea; Peniculida; Parameciidae. The record is from the annotation of a GenBank genome assembly.